Molecule: messenger RNA, 3406 nt
Organism: Magnolia sinica
Lineage: Eukaryota; Viridiplantae; Streptophyta; Magnoliopsida; Magnoliales; Magnoliaceae
Exons: 5
Coding region: 277-3258 (993 amino acids)
Source: RefSeq, a predicted model, not a curated record
GCGAUGUUCGUGUUUUACGGACAUUCAUACCCACCAGUUUCGAAAGUUUCCCUCGCAUUUACAAUCUGCGCAUCCAAACGCCUUAAAAAAAAAUGUAGGGUUCCUGAUGCCGAUCUCUCUCCGAUCCUUCAAUCGGCCUUACCCAGUAUUUGUUGUAGUAGAUGUAGGAUCUGAAAUUAGGGAUGCAAUCUGCUAUAAACUCUUGUAAUUCACUUCAUCUACACUCCAAACAUCGGAGACGGGAUUUUCGAGAUCUCGUUUUCUUCUUUCUCGGACAUGGAUCGGUUUCAACAGAAGAAGAAAUCAUCGGUCGGAGAAGUAAAUAGUCAAAUUAAGAAGCGAAUGCGUACAUCGGAUAUGGGACUGGAUUCUAGUUUAUCUAGUAGUGCUAAUAAGGAAAAUUUGUCUGCCUUUGAAGUGAAUCAAAGUUCUUCGAAGAGUGUCAGUGGAACAUCCAUGAAGAUGCUACUAGCUGAUGAAAUGUCAAAAGAACUGGAAUUUAAACCGCGUUCACCGAGUGUAAUUGCAAGAUUGAUGGGUCUUGAUGCGAUUCCAGCUCAGCAGGACAAACAGCCAAAAGAGAUCCCUAAAAAUUAUUUGCGAAGAACAGCAUCAGUAGGGUCUCAAGGGAAAUCUCCAUCACACAAGGACCGUUCAUUUUGGAUACAUAACAAUGAGCAGCAAGAAUUCAAGAAAGUCCUGGAGACAUUGAAGCUUGAGAUGCGCAAGAACUGGCCGGUUCAAAAGGGAAUCGGGUUCCAGAAUCCCAGUGAGCCAAAAAUGGCUUUCAUAAGGCCGAAGUUUAUGGAUGCCAAAUGCCUCUCGACUGAUGAAAACAUUUGGCAGUCCAAGGAAUUUCAUGAUUCAUUUGAAGUUUUUUCUCUAGAAUCGAAUAAAGAUCUCUUCCUGAAAUUUCUCCAAGAACCUGAUUCUUUCUUCACAAAGCCUCUCAAUGAUCUUCAGGCCAUUCCAACUCCCCAAUCUAGGCACAGAACUGUUGUAAAAGCAUCAAAGGGUACUAAGUACGAAAACACCAGAAUGAGUGGGAAAUUGGAGAGAAAGAUGGAAGGACACAUGCAGAUGCAGAAGGAUAUGAUAAUCUCUCCUCAGGAACAUGGAGAUUGUCAUGACAGCCAUCACAAACACACUGCUUAUGUUUCACCUAACUUGUCGAAGUCAUCAUUUGAAGGAAAGACUGACACUAGCCCUCUCCCUACAAGGAUUGUUGUUCUAAAGCCGAGUCGAGGAAAGGCACAAAACACAGCCAAAGUUAUUUCAUCGCCAAGCUCCUCAACAAGUUCUCAUCUUGGCUAUAGAAAGCAUGGAGAAUUCCAACGAACUGAUAACCGGCAGUUGUUUCCAGAAUCAAGGCAUCGGGUGAAAUCAGUUAAUAAUGUGGAACUUGUGAGGAAUAGAACUAAAGGUUCGAGAGAAAUUGCUAGGAAAGUCACUCAGAAAAUGAGACAGUGUGUAACCAGCAAUGGCUCUAUAAAUGUGACAACCAUCGGACUGAAAGGAUAUUCUGGGGAUGAAAGCUCAUAUAGUAAAUCAGGAAAUGGUUCUGCAAGUGACUCUGAGGCAUUGAUACGGACACCUAGUCACUUCUAUGGCUUGAAUAAUAGGUAUAUCCACUCACCAUCUUAUUCAACCGAGUCAUCUGUGAGCAAGGAGGCCAAGAAGCAUCUCUCUGAGCGGUGGAAGAGGACUCACAAGUUUCACGAUUUGGGUGGACAGGCCAACAGGGGUUCAAGUACCUUGGGUGAAAUGCUUGCACUACCCGAUAGAGAAAUCAGGCUGCCAAUCUUGGAUUCUAUCACUGGUCAGGAUGGAUCCGGUGACGGAUCUGUUGGAAACAAGCUGCUCAGAGUAUGGGAUUGUCCUUUGGGUAUUAGCAGUAAGGAUGUCUGCAAGAAUGCAUGCCCUACAAAUUUACGACGGUCUAACUCUCUACCAGCUUCAAAUUCUGUUUGCCGAAGUCCAAAACGGAGCAUCAGACAAGGAGCUCUUGGCAGAGAUGGCAGUUUUGUGCUGAAAGAGGAGGCAAUCGAUCUGGGUCCUGGCAAACCUUCUAAGGAGAACAUUAUCAACCAAAAAGAAAGUUCAUCCCCUCGAAAAAUAAAAUUUAGCAGUAAGAAAAGACGAUCUUUUCCCAGAGCGUGCAUAGAGAAUAAGCCCACUAUACCCGACAUACGUGUGAGUUCUGAUGAACUGAAGAACAGACUUGAGGAAAGCUAUGAGUUCGAACCCAAGGUCAUGGCUCCUGAACCAUGUGUUGGUGAUAGUGAUGAUGCAAAGCAGAUUGCUGACUCUACCACAGUUGCUGAAAAAGAGGUGGUGAAAAUUCCUUUCAAUGCCCAUGAAAACCAGCUACAGGAACCAGCCACUUGUAUCAAACUAGCGAAAGAUAUAGUCUCUGCAGCUUGUGAUCAGAAUGUUUUGAAUUUAAAGGAAAUGUCCCUGGAGCACCCUCGGGUGGAGUCUCAUUGCCAUGUAAGAGAAUCAGAUCUUUCUCAAAGCUCCAAAGAAACUGGACAUCACAAUCCUGUUUCUUUGUUUGAAGUAGAAGCAGCCAGUUCUAAAUGCUUUGAAGACAUCAGUGCAGAUCUCCAUGGACUCAGGAUGCAGCUUCAACUUCUCAAGUUGGAAUCAGUCGAGGAGACGUCCUUGCAAGCAUCAGAGAUCAUUAUCUUGAGUGAUAAUGACAAUGGAGAAGGAUACACUGGUCUUCCAGGAGACAAGGGAGAAUUCUCUGAAAUGUCUAGAGAUGAGGAGAAUAGAGACUUCUCCUUCCUACUGGAUAUGCUUAUUUACUCAGGUUUUCAUGGUGCUGACCAUGAAAUGCAUUUCCAAACAUGGUACUCACCAGUAUUCCCAUUGGGCCCAGAUGUGUUUGAGAAGCUGGAGGAGAAAUAUGGCAAGCAGGAGGCAUGGCCACGAUCAGAAAGGAGGCUCUUGUUUGACCGUAUAAAUUCAGCAUUGGUGGAGAUUGUUAGGCAAGUCAGGGACUUGCUCCCAUGGGUAAAACCAAAAAGUAGAAGGAUGAGGUUUGCAUGGGGAGGUGAAGCGCUUGCAGGAGAGGUGUGGCAGUUGCUGGUUAGGUGUGAGAAGGGAGGGAGAGGGGAUUUCCCUGUGCCAUUGGUGGGGUGGUCGGAGUUAGGAGACGAAGUUGAUAGAAUAGGUAGAGAAAUAGAGAGGCUCUUGAUGGAUGAGCUGUUGGGAGAAUUUGUCCCUGUGCUCUCAUCUUGUGGAGAUAUGUAAAGAGAUCAAGAAAAUUGAAUUUUCAGAAAUGGAUAGAUAUACUCGCAUCUUGUAUGAAACCAAUGAUCAGUUUACAAGGAAAUAAAAGAUCGAAAGCUUCAAUGUCAUCCGGAAAUAAAAUAGUAUUCUCAACAAAUUGCCACCUCAA